This is a messenger RNA of Pseudonaja textilis, 1117 nucleotides long. The record is from RefSeq and is a predicted model, not a curated record. Lineage: Eukaryota; Metazoa; Chordata; Lepidosauria; Squamata; Elapidae.
UUUCAAAGCUCGCUGCCCAUUUGAGUAUAGCGAGCUGUGUUAGUUCUGUGUUUCUUCGGCAUCGCAUUGGUCGCACGGCAGACUUUGGGAAAGCGACGGGCGGUCACUUUGGUGAGCUUGGCGGAGAUGCGUCUCCCGCGGGAUCGUGGAGACACACCUGACGCCGCGCAGUUCUCUAAAAUGGUCGGGAGAACCAAUAAAGGGAACCUCCUGGGACUAAACUAAGGGUCUAGCACGUGUUCAGAAGGGUUUUGUGAGUGCUUUGUGGCACUGUGACUUCCUAUCCGUUGCCAAAGAUGUAUAUGCAGGUUGAAAGUCAUUCAAACACAUGCCUUCACUUAAAGAGAUCCCCGGGUAUCAGAUCUUGGUCUAUCCUUGUAGGGAUCUCCUCUUUUGGCAUAGCUGCUGCUUAUUAUAGUGAAGAUAGCCUGGGAUGGAAACUCUUUUAUCUUGUUGGCUGUCUUUUUGUAGCUGCACAAAACCUGGAUGAGUGGGAAGAAGCUAUAUUUGAGAAAGAUUCAGGAAAGGUUUACUUAAAAUCAUUCAGCCUUUACAAAAAGUUGUUGACCUUUUCAAGAGCUGGCCAUGAACAAGUGGUUGUUCCAUUGGAUGAAAUACAAGCUGUGAAUGUAGAAGAACUAAAGGUUCGUUACUUUGGGAAGGGGCACCUAAUUGUACUGCGAUUUGGUACUGGAUUUUCACACCCUCUCACACAGAAUGCAGUGAUGGGCUGCAGAAGUGAUGUUGAGGCUAUGGCCAACCUCAUUAUUCUUUUCCUUGAACUGAACGAGUUACAGAUUGAUGAAGGCCUUGAAACGAGUAGUGGAACAGAUGUUAGUGAUGAAGAUCAAGCAAAGGACAAAUAGUUACAUGAACUCUUGAUACGUGGAAACCAAAAAUUCUCUGAAUGGUGGAAAACUUGAAUCUGUUAUAUUCUUAAGUUCUAAAAACAACUUUUUAAUUGUUAACUUCCUGUGUAUAAUGUUAAGCACAGAGAUUUGCAACUAUCAGAAAGGAGUUUAAAAGUCUUCCGUAUUUUAAAGUGUCUAGACCAGGGGUGUUAAACUGGUGGCCUGUGGGCUGGAUGCAUCAAAUGCAGGCCACGCCCACCCCAGCU